Paraglomus brasilianum is the source of this 849-nucleotide messenger RNA. The record is from the annotation of a GenBank genome assembly. Lineage: Eukaryota; Fungi; Glomeromycota; Glomeromycetes; Paraglomerales; Paraglomeraceae.
AUGGCCGCGGAACAAAGAAAAGCACUUGAGGCACUUAUGGGGACAGAAGCUCUGGGUGGCGUACCCGACACCGUGAAUUUUUGGGAUUCAAACGUGUGCAGAAAUUGUCUUUGUGGGUUAUGCCCACACGAUCUGUUCACCAACACGAAAAUGGACCUUGGUCCAUGUCCUAAGUUACAUUCUCAACGACUAAAGUCAGAAUACGAGGAAGCUCGCAAACGCAAUCCCAAUCAGCAUAAUUAUGAUCUUGAAUUCGAACGCAGCUUGGCUCAGUUCGUUGCCGAUUGUGAUCGUAAGAUCUUAAGUGCGCAGAGACGCUUGGAUAAGACUCCAGAAGACAGUGUAAAAACUACUAAAUUGCUUGAAGAGAUUCGUGAUUUAGAGAUGGAGAUUGCAGAAAUGACCAAGGAAGUAGAAAUACUCGGUGAAGAAGGAAAAGUCUCCGACUCUAUGAAAUUAUUGGCAGAUGUCGAAGAAAAAAAGGCUCAGAAGACUGAAAAAGAGAAAGAACUUAAGAAUUCCACGGAGGGUGGUGGACCAUCUCAACAACAAAAAUUACGCGUUUGUGAGGUCUGCAGUGCUUAUUUGUCUAUCUAUGACUCUGAUCGACGUCUAGCUGAUCACUUUGGCGGAAAGAUGCAUAUCGGAUAUCUUCGCAUUCGUGAAUUGUUAAGAGAACUCAGAGAGAAAAAUAAAGAUAGAAAUGUAGGCUCAGGGGCUCGCGGUGAUCGUCGUUCCUACGACCGCCGUUCUCGUUCUCGCUCACCAGACAAACGUGGAAGUGGACAUGGCGGACGUAGAAGGUCUCGAUCUCCGACGGCUGGAUCAAAUAGAUCUCGACGACAUUAA